Molecule: messenger RNA, 6493 nt
Organism: Carcharodon carcharias (great white shark)
Lineage: Eukaryota; Metazoa; Chordata; Chondrichthyes; Lamniformes; Lamnidae
Gene: engase
Product: endo-beta-N-acetylglucosaminidase
Exons: 14
Coding region: 268-2286 (672 amino acids)
Biological process (GO): protein deglycosylation
Cellular component (GO): cytoplasm
Molecular function (GO): mannosyl-glycoprotein endo-beta-N-acetylglucosaminidase activity
Source: RefSeq, a predicted model, not a curated record
CGUUAGAAAUGGCAACACAGCGGUUUUGUGUUGCAAAAGAUGGAGCAAAGGAAGAGGAAGAGGUCUCAGCCUGAGCGUAGGACUAAGAGAGCGGUAGAGAACAACACAUUGAUAGGUGACAACGGGAAGGAGUGAGUAAACGGACAUGGACAAACGCCCAGAUGUUGCAGGCAGUGCCCAGCAGAUGUGAGCAGCCCAGCUGUGGAUUGAGGCUCUGCCAGCCUCGAUCUUGCUCAAGGGUGCUUAGUGGAGGGUCAAGUUGAUCACAUGAUCCAGUAUGAUGCACCUCAACUCCCUGGCCGAUGCUACGACCCUGACACAAGUGCACCCGUCAGCUUUUACAUCCCAUCACUCGCAGAACUGAAAUCAUGGCAGCCUUCUAAUCAAGAUGAGCAUUUCAACAAAGCUGCUAUCCCCUUGGCUCCACGACAGCCGCCUUUGCAGUGUAAUCGGCCAAGGACACUGGUCUGUCAUGAUAUGGCUGGCGGCUACCUGAAUGACAGGUUCAUACAAGGUGUACAAGAAGAGAAUCCUUUUGUCUUUUACCACUGGCUAUAUAUAGACAUCUUUGUAUAUUUCAGUCAUUACAUGGUGACCAUCCCACCAGUCUGCUGGACAAAUGCUGCGCAUAAGCAUGGUGUUGCUAUUCUAGGAACUUUCAUCACAGAAUGGGAAACUGGGGCUGCAAUCUGUGAGGCUUUUUUGGAGAAUGAGGAGACGUUCCGUGCGAUGGCCGAUAAGCUAGUGCUCAUUGCCCACUGCUUUCAGUUUGAUGGAUGGUUGGUUAACAUUGAAAAUGAAUUGAGUCCCAAUGCAGUUAAGAAUGUGCCUGGAUUUCUUAGUUACUUCCGUUCCAGGAUGCAGGAAGCUGUUCCUCACAGUCUGGUUAUCUGGUAUGACAGUGUUCUGGAGACUGGAUAUCUGAAAUGGCAGAACGAACUUAAUAAGCACAACAAAGUAUUCUUUGAUUCCUGUGAUGGUAUUUUUCUAAACUAUAACUGGAAGGAGGAACACCUUAAACGAAUGGUGACAUUGAUGGAGGAACGCCUUGCUGAUGUCUAUGUUGGAGUUGAUGUGUUUGGUCGAGGAGAUGUUGUAGGGGGAGAGUUUACAACCAAUCUGUCUUUGGAGCUGAUCCGGAAGUACAACUUUUCAGCAGCUAUAUUUGCUCCAGGCUGGGUCUACGAGACUUUGGAAAAGGAAAAAUUCCAUCAGAACCAACACAAGUUCUGGAACUUGUUGACCGAGUAUUUGCCCAUUCACAGCAUCUGCACAUUGCCCUUUACCACCUCUUUCUGCCAAGGCUUUGGGAAGAAUCUUUACAGGAAUGGAAAGGUAGAGGCUACUGGAAGCUGGCUUAACCUGAGUGCGCAGGAAAUUCAGCCUUUGUUUGCAGACCAGCAGCUGGAUCCAGCCAAUGGCUGUGUGAAGAUCCGUGGGUGUUCAGAAGUUGCCUGGAAUGGGGGCUGCUGUUUAGUGAUUAAUGGGCUAAUCCCUGCUACCAGAUCAAAUGUUUCUUUGAGGUUAUUUCGUUUGAAGGUCCAGAGUCCUCCCAAAGUUUUUGUUGCCUUUGUUUAUAAGUUAGAAGAUGGUGCCAAAGUUGUUGUGAGUCCGGAGCUGACAACUUGUCCACUCUCACAGUGCAAUUCGGCGAAGGCUUCUAUGGUUGAUGUACUAAAACCACUACCACUUCCAGAGGAUAAUGCCCUUGUCCAAAAGUUUAUUCAGAACUGUGAUCCAUGGAGCACUGAGGGAUGGACAGCUUGCUUCUAUCUCUUAGAGCUGACAGAUUGCAUUCUUCAGGAUAUCUCUGUCUGCAUUACUCACCUACUAAAGGAUGAGCAGGAUGUACAGUUUCAGUGCCUAAUUGGAGAAAUCAAGAUUCUGGAUAUAGCGAGACUGAGUGUGGAACAGAAACCAGUUGAAAAACUUACCGUCUUCAAUAUUUCAUGGAGAAAGGCCCCUGAAGCAACAGACCAGCUGCACCUGAGCGCUACAUUGCAGUGGGCCUAUCCUCCAAACACAGCAAGUUGUUUCAAGAUAUACUGUCGAGAACUAAACUACAACAAAAACCAAAAGGUCGCAGACCCUGAGUUGAUUCAUGUUGGCAGAACAAAUGCGAACCUGUACCGUGUGGUGGAUUUAGUACUUCACAGUGCUCCAGUAGGCAAGUCCCAUCAAGUGGAGUUUCUAAUUCAGCCGGUGACUCAGGCAGGUUUUGCAUUACCCCAGUCAGUAUGUGGAAGGUUAACUCUAAAUUACACCACCCCUCCACAGAAUCAUUAAUGUACAGGAGUAUUGCUGUUUGCGAAGAUAAUAAAUUCAGAGUUCUGUUAGUUUGUAUUUGUAUGUUCAUGGCUGGAAGCUACCAGCUGCCAUUGGGUUGGGUAACUUUGUUUUUCUGAGGCUAGAGACUUUGCCACCUUGAAUCCCACAAGCCUCCAAAUCUUUUGCUGCCCUUGUAAAUCAAAGGCCCUGUGCGUUGUUGCAGAUAUUCCUUACUUCAGCGACUAGCUCCUGGUUUGCAACAGCUUCCUCUUUUUGAAUCACUUUCCUCCGUUAAAGGUUUUUAUUUUUCAAAUCCUGUCCUGGGGAGGUGGGUGACAUGUUAAAUAAAGCAGCUUUGGAAUGCAAGUCUUUUUGAACGCCCCUAGCAGCAGCACAUCAAAACUCCUAAAGUAAACCUAAAUACCAUUGAUCCUUCCAUCCCAGCACCCACAGAAAACAUUAAAGAGAAAAGCACACAAUUCCUGUAACUGACUGCAUCACACACCUUCAUAGGAUUGAUUAUAUAUCCAAUCCCAGGCUUCUUUAAAACCAGGCCCCUCAAACCACACCAACAAUUUGCAUUUAUAUAGCACCAUUAAUGUGGAAAAACAAUCCUAACUACACUCCAGCAGUAAUUUAAGAUCUCACUGACUUCAGUAAGAGUUUUUUGAGUCCAUAAAUCCUUCAAGUUUAAUAUCUCAGCUGAAAUCUGUUAGCCACUAGUGCCGUGGACUCUUGCAGUGGAGUCAGGGCUAUAAAAUGGUUGUGUUGAAAAUGUUUUCUUGGCAGCUUUCUCCCCUCCAUCCCCCCCACCCCUUACUCCUUUGUGGCAUCUCCCAUCUCAUUGGUUAAGGGGAAAUAACACAUUAUGAGCCAAUCAACAAGCGCAAUAAUUGACCCUACAGAAACACAAGUGAGAGAUUUGUUUUAAUAGAAAGUAGCUUUUGGAAGAGCAACAAUGUUCGUAAAUUAAUCCUCGACGGAAAAUGAAAUUCCUUGGAUUGGAAAGACUGGAAUUUUUUUAAAAAGAAGCUUGGGGAGGAAUUUGGAAAGUUAUUGUCAUCACAGCCACGGAGUUCUUAUGCAGUAAUACUGGAGUACUAGACCCUGGAGUAAGGUCUUUGGCUUAGGUUUCCAACACCCAUUCCCCACACCUUCCCCAUCUCCCCCGCCCCUUGACUGUUCAGCAAAGUGGUGGGGUGGGAGUUGGAAAAAGAAACAUUUUAAGAAAGAUGUGAAUUUAUAUCGAACCUUUCCCCACCUCAGGGCUCUCACUAUCCAGCCAAUGAAAUACUCUGAAAGUUUAGGCACUAAUGCAGGAAAGCAACAGCCAAUUUGUGCACAGCAAGUUCCCACAAACAGCAACGUGAUAGUGCAGGUCCAGCAAGUAAUUAGGAAGGCAGGCGGUAUAUUAGUCUUUAGUGUGAUGGGGUUGGAGUAUAAGGCAGUCUUGCUGCAAUUGUACAGGGCUUCUGUGAGACCCCAUCUGGAGUAGAAUUUUUACCUUGGCGGGCAGGCUUGCGCCUGACCCGCUCCAGCGUAAACGUUGGCGAAUGUCCCGAUGUCAACGCGCAGUUGCGCGAUAUUUCAAUAGGCAGAUGCGCAUGGGAAUUGGCAGCAAGUCCGCCAACAAUUAAAAGGCCUGUUAAGGCCAUUAAAAAGAUAAUUAACCUAAAUUUUUUGCUGCCUGUCCAACCAGGAAACCUCAAACACGGGUGGGCUGAGGUUUCCAACAUCAAAUAAAAAUAAAGCACAAACUUUUAAAUUUCAUGUGUGACAGAGUCACAGGCAGGGGCGUGUUUUAUAGCAUAUUAAGAAUCUUUAUUUGUAAUUUUUAAAGCUCUUCACCUCCCUGAGGCAGCUCUGUGCCUCGGAGAUUUUCAAGCGCUCGCUCCUGCGUGUGCACGAAGCUCCCCACCCCCCUGCCCUCUGGGCUCGCCCUUCUCCGCCACCCGCACAGGCAGCGCUGCCGUUCAUGUUUCACGUUGGAAGACCCGCUGGCAUGAAAUUGCGGUCCGGCCAUGACCGCGGAUGGCAGUCAACUUCCUGGCUGCUCCCACCGAGCCCCCCUGACAAGGGAAGAAUUCUGCCCCUGGGGUAUUGUAUGCAAUUUUUUAUCUCUAUACCUAAGGAGGGACAUGCUUGCCUUAAAGGAAAUGCACCGAAGACUCAAUAGAUUGAUGCCUGGGAAUGAGAGGGUUGUCUUAUGAAGCGAGAUUGCGUAGAAUGGGCCUCAAUUCUUCAGGGAUUAGAAGAAUGAGAGGUGAUCUCAUUGAAACAUGUAAAGUUUCGGGUUGGCUUGUUGGGGUGGGUGCUGCAAGACCCUUUUCUCUGGCUGGAGACUCUAGACCUCUAGAGGCAUAGGGCGGGAUUUUGCGUCCCUGCCCCUUACUGUGAUCGCCCAGUCCUGCCGAAAGUCAAUGGACUUAUAGCUGGGCCACCGCAUCCCCCUCUCCCACCCCCGGCGUGUCUCAACUCGGAUGGUCCGAACCAUUGCCUCAGGAUAAGGGCCGUUUAGGACUGAGAUGAGAAAAGAAUUCCUCACUCCGAGGAUGGGGGGGGGGGGGCCUCUGGAAUUCUUGGCUGCUGAAAGCCAAGGAUGCUCAGAGAUUGAAUAUAUUCAAGGCUAAGAUUGGUGGAUUGUUGGGCAUAGGGGAAUCGGGGGUACAGAGAAUAGGGUGGGUAAGUGCAGUUGGUUUAGAAGCUCAGCCAUGAUCUUAUUGAACGGCGGAGCAGACUUGAAUGGCCUUCUCUCCUUUUGCUCGUUUACCUAUAAAAAAUGCAGGGGAGGAAAUAGGCUAAAUGUUUCAUUCCUUUGCCAGAGUAUAGAAGCUCUUUGGAAGGAGUUGGCAGUUUGUGAAGUGAAUGCUGAUUCACUCUGUAUAUUUUGAGGGAGCUGGGCUGCUUCAUGCUUGGGCCAGAGACAGUGUUGUACGAGUGGAGGGUAACAAAUAACAUUCCGUGAUCAAUGGAGUCUCCUGGCCCAGUUUUGACUGCCUUGAGGGAUCAGAGAAAAACUUUCCAGGUUAUUGCUCCCCCAUGAUCGGCCUUGAGUUUUUGACUUUGUUGGCUUCUCCCAGGUAAUGACAUGAUACCCAGGCUUUAAAGAGCCUCCUAACCUGCUGCGUAAGCUGUCACAACUAUAUAGGACUGGCUAGUCAGACCCAUUGCAACUUUCCUGGCUGACAUUGUGUUCAUUAACGAGACAACAGAUUUUCCAGGAGGAGGAAAAGAUGCUGUUUUUAAACAGAUCACAUGCCGAUUACCUUUGGCUACCACUUUGGAGGCUGGCCACAGUUGUUAAUUGCAUAUCAAUUGUAUUUAAUAAUAGUUAUGAAUGUAAUGUUUUAUAAGAUGGCUGUGUUUUAAACUGUUUCUUUACUUCAAGAUAAAAUGGGCACGGAAGAGGAUUAUGUGACCUGUUGCUAGUUCUGCCCAAUAACAGGCUUGUGUGACUUGGUUACCAUGGAGACCAGGGGCCCAGGUUAAGUGCUAUUGAAAUCCACAUAUCAGGUUUAACACCUGAAAACAAAGGUCAGGCCAUCUACUGCCUGGACGUGGCAGACUUACUGUCUUAGAGACUUUGCAGAGAGAGAGCGGGUGUGCAUUGGAGGGAGACUGAGGGAACCAGCAGCUGCUGUAAGCAUAAGGAGAAAAGGCUGUUCUCUCUUAAAUACAAGGCAGAAUACUGGUGGGAACCUGUCCUCUGGUCACGGAGAUGGAGCCUGUACAGAUUUGAGGCCAAUGGAAGAUUUGUACUGGCAUGAUCAGUGGAAGGAAUUACUGGAGUAGGCAAUGCUGCUGGUAGUCAAUUCGUGAUUUCUCACAAGACUGAGGGAGAAGACCUUCAAUCACUGGAUGUUUCUGUGGAGAGCAUGCUGUAACCUAUAAACAGUGUAACGUUAUUGGCCGGAUUAAGAAUCUAAUAGGGUUAUCUUUUCUGUAGUUUAGAGUAUUAGUUGCUUAAUUUUGAUUUUAGCUUUGUUAGUUUGCCACAAUUAGAGUUAAAACAUGAAAUCUUGGGAGAUUCCUUUAAAUUGGUCACUAGGAUUCAAAUCUCCUUUUAAAAAAGUUAUCAGUCUCUAGGGAUUGUAACAAGAGGGCAUUUAUUGGCAUUUCACUUGAGUACAUGUGAAGAGACGCUUACUGAAACUGUGGUGGGGGUGAGUUAGGAGGUGUAUGCUUGUAAAGUUUAAUUCUGUAAAUAAACAUAAGACUGAGUAAA